Messenger RNA from Trypanosoma cruzi, 894 nucleotides. Its product is annotated as serine/threonine-protein phosphatase PP1 alpha. The coding region runs from base 1 to 894 and encodes 297 amino acids. The record is from RefSeq and is a predicted model, not a curated record. NCBI's taxonomy places the organism in Eukaryota, Euglenozoa, Kinetoplastea, Trypanosomatida, Trypanosomatidae. Gene Ontology annotation, cellular component: nucleus; cytoplasm. The transcript has a single exon. Gene Ontology annotation, molecular function: protein serine/threonine phosphatase activity.
AUGACAUCAAACGUAGUGCAUAACCUCAUUGAGAGGUUGCUUACGGUGAAGGGAAGCAACACGCAGCGGCAGAUCCUCAUCCGUGAGGAGGACAUACGCAGCGUUCUUAAUUCUGUCCGCGACGUGUUUAUGUCGCAGCCAAUGCUGCUGGAAAUCAGGGCUCCGGUGCGCAUCUGCGGCGACACCCACGGGCAGUACUACGACCUGAUGCGCAUAUUUGAGAAGUGUGGGUUUCCGCCGUACUCGAACUACCUGUUCCUUGGCGACUAUGUGGAUCGCGGCAAGCACAGCGUGGAGACCAUCACCCUCCUGUACUGCUACAAGAUUGUGUACCCGGAAAACUUCUUUUUGCUGCGCGGCAACCACGAAUGCGCCAGCAUCAACAAGAUGUACGGCUUCUUCGACGACGUGAAGCGCCGGUACAACAUCAAGCUGUUCAAGGCCUUCACGGAUGUGUUCAACACGAUGCCCGUGUGCUGCGUUGUGAGCGAGAAGAUCAUCUGCAUGCACGGCGGACUGAGUCCUGACAUGACCUCGCUUGCCACCGUGAACGAAAUAGAGCGUCCGUGUGAUGUGCCGGACAAGGGCAUCCUGUGCGACCUUCUCUGGGCUGACCCUGAGGACGAGGUGAGGGGCUUCCUGGAGAGCGACCGGGGCGUGAGCUACCUGUUCGGCGAGGACAUUGUGAGCGACUUCCUAGACAUGGUGGACAUGGACCUGGUGGUGCGUGCGCACCAGGUGAUGGAGCGUGGGUACGGGUUCUUUGCCAACCGGCAGCUAGUGACGAUUUUUUCGGCUCCGAAUUACUGCGGCGAGUUCGACAAUGACGCGGCCGUGAUGAAUGUAGAUGAAAAGCUGCAGUGCUCAUUCCUCAUUGUUCCGGCAAACAGUUAG